Messenger RNA from Linum trigynum, 2865 nucleotides. Lineage: Eukaryota; Viridiplantae; Streptophyta; Magnoliopsida; Malpighiales; Linaceae. The record is from the annotation of a GenBank genome assembly.
CGUCUUCUCCAAAAUCCCCCCUUCCCAAAAAUUCCUCCCUUAAUCGCCAUUCUCCUUUCUGUAAAUUAUUAUCAGCACUCACAGUGAACCAUUCCAAUCGGAAUCUGCGUAAGUACCUCUAUGUUUCUUCUCUCUCGUUUUCCCUUUCUCGCUUUCCUCUAUUUCGUUUGUUGAUCUUUCAUAAUCCCAUAGAAAAACUUUCUGUGAUCAUCCAUUGUUUUCGGAUCAAAUUAAUCGAAUUAAGUGUAUACGAAAAUGGGUUGCACUGUGAGAGAUAAGCACACUAGAGCCAACCGCCGAGCUCGAUCGUCGACAACGACGACGACGAAGCCCGAAAUGGAUCCUUGCUGUUAUGCAUCUUCGCUCUCCAAGUCCUUACUCGAAUCGGGUCUCAAACCCUUGGCGGCUUAUCAUAUGGGUCUCCAAGAUCUGACCCAGAACAGCGACGAUGACGAGAGCAACAACAAUGGAUGGGGAUACUGCACCGAGGACCAAUUGGAGGAGAUUCUGUUGAAGCAGCUGGAGUUUCUGUAUAAGGAGGCCAUUUCCAAGCUUUCUACGAUGGGUUACAAUGAGGAGACUGCUAUGAAAGCGGUUCUGCGCAAUGGGCAUUGCUAUGGUGGGAUGGAUGUAGUCACCAAUAUAUUGCACAACUCGCUGGCUUAUUUGAAUAGCAACUCUAGUGGAAGUGGUGGCGGUGGAGGGAGCGGGAGUAAUGGUAGCAGUAAUGGAAGUUCGGAAGAUUCCGAGCCUGUUUUCAAUGAUUUGAGGCAACUGGAAGAGUAUUCCCUUGCUGGUAUGAUUUGUUUGCUACAACAAGUUAGGCCGCAUUUGAGUAAAGGCGAUGCUAUGUGGUGUUUGUUGAUGAGUGAGCUUCAUGUGGGUAGAGCCAAUACUAUUGAAGUUCCCUUGCCUAAUUUACCAGAGAAUGACAAUGCGGGUGCGGGGCAGCAGAGGAGCUUGGAUAGUGGUGUGGUGGCACCGGCACUAUGUAGGUUUCAUGGUGGGUGGGGGUUUCGAAAUGGAGGAGGAGGAGGAGGAGGUGGCGGGCCUCAAUUUGGUUUUUUCUCAUAUAGUGGUGAAAUGACGUUGCAGAGAGAUAUAGAAUGUCCCAAAAGAUUCAAUCUUUCACCUUCAAUGAAGUCUUUGCUGAAGAGGAAUGUCGCAAUGUUUGCUGCAGGUUUUAGGGCCAGUUCAAAACAGAUAGACGCGCAGCCUCAAAUGCAACCUCAAUCUCAGGCUUCUGUGAGUGGUUUGCCAGCUCCACACGUCGUCCCAGUCGACAAUGGAGGUGAUGUUGCAGUUGUUAAGGGUGAAGAGGAGUCAAAGAGCUUGAAAAGCCAAGAUGAAGUAAGCUCGGUGUUGAGUAAGUUUCGUGAUCUGAAUCUUGAUGAGAGUUUGGAGCUUCCAGCAGAUGAGCAGAAGGACGAUAUGAUAGUGGCUCUACUUCAUCAGAUUAAGGAUCUGGAGAAGCAAGUAAAAGAUCGAAAGGAGUGGGCACAUCAGAAGGCGAUGCAAGCUGCUAGAAAGCUGAGUAAUGAUUUGACUGAGCUUAAAAUGCUGAGGAUGGAGAAGGAGGAGAACCAGCGGUUGAAGAAAGGGAAACAAACACUUGAGGACUCGACAAUGAAGAGAUUGUCGGAGAUGGAGAAUGCCUUGAGGAAGGCCAGCGGUCAAGUUGACAGGGCAAAUGCAGCUGUGAGGCGGCUCGAAACUGAGAAUGCAGAGAUAAGAGCUGAGAUGGAGGCCUCUAAGUUAAGUGCUUCUGAGUCUGUGACGACGUGUUUGGAAGCUGCAAAGAGGGAGAAGAAGUGUCUGAAGAGGCUGUUGGCUUGGGAGAAACAGAAAGCUAAGCUGCAGGAUGAGAUUUCUGACGAGAAAGAGAAGAUCAAGGAGUUGCAAAGGUGUCUAAGUUUGGUUGAACAGGCACAGAAAGAUGCUGAGGUGAAGUGGCGCCAGGAAGUGAAGGCAAAAGAGCAAGCUUUAUCACAGGUGGAGGAGGAGAGACGCUCCAAGGAAGCUGCAGAGGCCAACAACAAAAGGAAGCUCGAGGCCCUCCGUCUCAAGAUCGAGAUCGACUUCCAGCGUCACAAGGACGACCUCCAACGACUCGAGCAGGAACUCUCACGUCUGAAAUCAUCGUCCGUGGAACCCAAUGACACUCUACCGUCGGGAAAGCCCCUUGCCGAGAAGAUCAGGCCCCAGGGAGAACAAAAAACCAUUGCCAAGCUGCUUCACGAGCUGGAGAAGCUCGAGGAUUCUUCUCAGAAGGGCGGCAGCUCUGAUCGAGAAUGCAUGAUCUGCAUGAAAGACGAGGUUUCUGUGGUGUUCUUACCGUGUGCUCACCAGGUUAUGUGUGCUGGAUGCAGCGAUAGCUACGGGAAGAAGGGUGGGAGGGCUACUUGUCCUUGCUGCCGCGUCACGAUUGAGCAAAGGAUUCGUGUGUUUGGAGCAAGUUCAUAGUUGAUCAGUUAUAUAGAUAUAUAGUCACCAUAAUAAUAAUAAAGAACGGGGAGAAUAAGGAAGAACUGGAUGAGGUUAUUUAAGCUUCCCAUAGCUGGAAAAAUGGGUUUGAUGUUGUCCCAGGACAUCUGAUUACUUAUUGAUGUGUUUUUUUUUUUUUACAGACAUUUGUGUUUUAUUAGAUGCUGCUGGUGUUUUUACAGCACAUAUGAGGGGAAGUAUGUAAAUAACAAACAUGCUCGAUUCAGGCUCUUCCUUGUAGCAUGAAAGAAAGGGAGAAAAGAAAACCCUUUCCUGAGAUGUUGCUGAUGGUUUGUCUGAUUGGCACCAGAGAUUUCAAUUUCUAGCUAACUGUUUGUACCAUCUUGCUCGACUUUGGAACAAUAAUGAUUUGUUGCGUGG